Molecule: messenger RNA, 1305 nt
Organism: Lycium barbarum (goji berry)
Lineage: Eukaryota; Viridiplantae; Streptophyta; Magnoliopsida; Solanales; Solanaceae
Product: stemmadenine O-acetyltransferase-like
Exons: 1
Coding region: 1-1305 (434 amino acids)
Source: RefSeq, a predicted model, not a curated record
AUGAAAGUUAAAAUUACUCACAAAGAAACAAUCAAACCAUAUUCUCCAACACCUCCAAGCAAAAAAGAUUAUAAGCUUUCCCUUAUAGAUCAAUUAACCCCUGGCCCUUAUGUUCCUAUUGUCCUCUUCUAUGAUUCAACCACCAAAUUCUCAAAUGAUCACCUCAAAAAAUCCCUCUCAAAAACCUUGACUUAUAUAUACCCUCUAGCUGGUAGAAAAAUAGAUGAGUUCACAAUCGAAUGCAACGAUGAAGGGGUCGAUUUUCUUGAAGCAAAUGUUAGUAACAUUACCUUGUCCAACAUUGUCAAUGACCCAAAAAUUGAAACUCUUUGCCAAUUGCUUCCAUGUCAUGUUCUUGAUAGAUCCAUAAGACAAAGUGAUCAAGUUUUGCUAAGAGUUCAAUUAACUAAGUUCCCUUGUGGAGGAAUUUCCAUUGGUGUGUGUGUUUCACAUCUAGUUGCUGAUGCAUCUUCACUUGGUACAUUUGUCAAAACAUGGGCAAAAAUGAAUCAAGAAAAUGAUCAAGAAUGCAAUGGCAUUGACACUGGAUUCAUCGUCGACGUUACUGGGAUCUUUCCUCCAACAGAUCUUGGAAAUAAUCCUUGGUUAACCUUGAUUCCAACAGAAGAAGAACUUCCAUUAAAAAUCUCGAUGAAGAGAUUCAUAUUUGAUAACUCAAAGCUAGCUACAUUAAUACAGAGUUGCCCUGUUGAGGAACGUUACGCGACUCGUUUUGAGGCUUUGUCAGCUUUCCUAUGGUCAUCAAUUAUACCAACAUGGAAAGACAAGAAAAGUGAUAUCAAAGUUUACAUACUGUUGAUAUCAAUCAAUCUAAGGAACAGAAUGAAUCCCAAUUUACCUACAAAUAGCAUUGGCAAUCUAGUUUAUCCAACAAUGGCCAAAUGGGAAGUUGAAGAAGGGGAAAUUGAUUACAAAAAGUUGGUGGAAAAAGUUCAAGAAUCAAUAAGGAAAGUGGAUGAUAGUUACAUAACAAGGGUUCAUGAGAAAAAUGAGUACAUAAAUUACUCGAACUCAAUUCUUGAAUUGGCUAUAACUAGAGGAAAUGAAGUGGGAUUUGCUGGUUGUAUCAGUUGGUGUAAAAUUCCUUUUUAUGAAGCUGAUUUUGGAUGGGGUAAACCUACUUGGAUAGCUAAUCCUGUAAAGUUUCCAUGUGGAUUCCAUCUGUUGGAUUGUGUUGAUGGCAGUGGAAUUGAAGUGUGGAUGGGAUUGCCAGAAGAACAUAUGAAGUUGCUGGAGAAGAAUGAAGAUUUUAUGUCGUAUGUUUCUUUAAAUCAAGAUGUUUGA